AUGUCCACUAUGUCAUUCCAGCCUCAGAGGCUGGAAGGCUCUCAGAGUACUAUUUUGAAUCUCAGGUAUUUGGGAGAUUCUUUACGGUGGAAGUGCUGUACAGAUGUCAAGUUAGUAGUAUUUAUAAUUGAGAAGUCAAAACCAACUCAAAAGUCACUUUGCAUGAGAAAUGAUACCAGGUGCCUGUCAAAUUCCUGCCAAAAGAACUCUACGUGCGCUGCUGGUCACAGGGACGACACUUGCCGUUGUGCAGAUGUACCACCUGACACUAUGGAGGAACUCUGCAAUAAAACCUCUGAUCCUUGCUCCUCAAACCCUUGUCUUCAAAAUGCUACCUGCUUAAGCUCUCCUGGAAACCUCAGCUUCACUUGUGAGUGCCCUGCUGGGUAUAAUGGGACUACUUGUGAAAGAGCCGUCAGCGUGUGUGACACAAACCCCUGUGAACAUGGAGGCACCUGCCAAAAUGGCGUGGCUGGGCCCACCUGCCUUUGUAGCGCAGGUUACACAGGUACUCUCUGUGAAAUGGAUUUUGAUGAAUGCAUUUCUGAACCAUGCCACAACGGAGCUGUGUGCAGGGAUGGGGUCGAUGAAUACUCCUGCUACUGCGUCCCAGGCUAUCAAGGCAAGCACUGUGACCUGGAAGUGAAUGAAUGUGUGUCAGAUCCAUGCCUGAAUGGCGCAACGUGUCUCAACCAGAUAGGAAAGUACGACUGCGUCUGCCCACUUGGGUAUACAGGUGCGAACUGCGAGCUGGAGAUCGACGAGUGCCUGUCGCAGCCCUGCCUGAACGGCGCGACCUGUCGCGAUGCCCCGGGCGGCUUCUCCUGCUCCUGCGCUCCCGGCUUCCAGGGCCACCGCUGCCAGCACGACGUGGACGAGUGCGCCAGCCUGCCCUGCCGGCACGGGGGGCGCUGCCACGACCGAGCCGCAGGGUACAGCUGCAACUGUACCGGUACUGGAUUUAUGGGCCUGCACUGCGAGACCCUAAUUCCCUUGUGCUGGUCACAACCCUGCUACAAUAAUGCCACUUGUGAGGACAGCGCUGACAGUUAUAUGUGCCACUGCUGGCCAGGCUAUACUGGUGCCCGAUGCGAGACCGACAUCAGCGAGUGCAGCAGCAACCCGUGCCCUGCCGAGGCACAGUGCGUGGAGCGCUCAUGGGCGCGCUGGUACGGCAGCAUCCCAGUGCUGCCCUCCCACUUCAGCUACGACAAGGCAGAGGGCUACGUCUGUAGCUGUAAACCGGGACUUACUGGUAUUCACUGUGAUGAAGACAUCAAUGAAUGUUACAUGAACCCUUGCCAAAAUGGUGGAAUUUGUGAGAAUUUUCCUGGGAAUUACACUUGCCAUUGUCCACCUGCAGACAAAGAAGGGAUUUAUUAUGGUGGCUGGAACUGCACAGAAAUUCUCCAUGGCUGUACUGAUCAGCAAUGCCAAAAUAAUGGAAUUUGUAUCCCACAUUUAAAAAAUGGCCAACACGGAUUCAGCUGCAUAUGCUCACCUGGAUAUACUGGAAUACACUGUGAAACCAUAACUACAUUUUCUUUUCAAGGAAACAGUUUCCUUUGGUUGAAGAAUCCCACGACCCCUAAAAAGCAAUUUUUCUAUAAUGUAAACCUGAGGUUUCAGACUGUGCAACCCACAACCUUUCUGUUUCAUCGAGGGGAGAAAGACACAUUCGUGAAGCUGGAGUUACUGAAUGGCUACUUACACUUGUCUGUGCAAGUCAAAAACCAGCCACGGGCUCUUUUGCAUAUUUCACAUAAUGUCAGUGAUGGAGAAUGGCAUUCAGUGGAGGUAACCUUGGCAAGAGCUGUUACUCUUAAUUUACUUGACAGCUCUUGUGCAGAAUCAUGUGUCAAUAAAACUUCUGCUAUGAUAGAUAAUGAUCACGUGAGGCUUGCAUUUCAGAGCACAUUUUUGGGCAGCUUACCAGUGGGGAACGUUAGCAGCAGCUCUCUACUUAACAUCAAUAAUAUACAUUCUACACCUUCAUUUGUAGGCUGUCUUCAGGAUAUUGAAAUAGACUUGAAUGUUAUUACUGCAGAGAAUGCAUCACCUGAAUCAUCUUUAAAUGUCAAGACAGGAUGUACUAAAAAGGACUGGUGUGAAAACCACCCCUGUCAGAAUAGGGGACGCUGCACCAACCUGUGGCUGAGUUACCACUGCGAUUGCUACCGGCCUUACAGAGGGCCCCGCUGCUCAGCAGAGUAUAUUCCAGGCCGGUUUGGAUCUGAGGACUCCUCAGGCUAUGCUGCUUUUUCUGAUGCCACUGAGAAUGAAAAUCUGAAUAUAUCAAUGUUUGUCCGAACACGCAAAUCUUCUGGCUUGUUACUGGCUUUGAGAAACAGUACCUCCGUCUACAUAAGAGUCUACUUAGAAGGUGGGAAACUCACAGUGAUAGCUCUAAAUUCCAUAAAAUUAUUAGGGAAACACUCUAUGAAUGAUGGAAACUUCUACUUAAUAAUGUUAAAAAUAGAACCAAAUAAGAUUGAACUGUUCCAGUCCUCUCAAUACCUAGGCUUUAUUUCUACUCCAGUACUAUCCACCCAGCGUAAGAAAAUUCUUUACAUCGGAGGCCUACCAGAUAACAGAGAAACUAAUAGAAAUGGCAGGUAUUUCAAAGGCUGCAUCCAAGAUGUAAGAGUGAAUAACCAGCCACUGGAAUUCUUCCCUGUCAUCAAUUCUCAGAAUUCUUUUAUCAACCGAACCCUGAUCAAUGUCACCCGAGGCUGCAUGGGUGACAACCUCUGCAAGUCCAACCCUUGCCAUAACGGUGGCGUAUGCUAUUCACUCUGGGAUGACUUCACUUGCACAUGUCCCCCUAAUACAGCAGGGAAAGCAUGCGAGGAAGUUAAGUGGUGUGAGCUUGGGCCCUGUCCUCAUGAAGCACAAUGCCAGCUGGUGCACCAAGGAUUUGAAUGUCUUGCUAACGCAGUGUUUAGCGGCCGAAGCAGUGCGAUAUUUUACAGAAGCAAUGGAAAAAUCAGCAGAGACCUCACCAAUAUCGUAUUUGGCUUUCGAACUAGGGACACAGAUGUGAUACUGCUGUAUGCAGAGAAGGAGCCAGAGUUUGUUACCAUCAGUAUUCACAACUCCAAACUACUCUUCCAGCUGCAAAGCGGCAACAGCUUUUAUAAGCUGACCCUCGCUAGUUCACUGCCUGUGAGCGAUGGGAAGUGGCAUCAGGUGAUGGUCUCUAUGGUGGAGCCCCUGUCCCAGUUCUCGAGGUGGCACAUUGAUAUAGAUAACAAGAAAGACACUGCAACUAGCACAACUGCCACAGGAAGCCUCAACUUUUUAAGAGAAGAGACAGACAUCUAUGUGGCUGACAAGGCUUUUGACAGUCUGGAUGGCCUGCGAGGAUGUAUGAGCACCAUAGAAAUCAGUGGCAUUUAUCUCUCAUACUUUGAAAAUGCUGCUGUCCACACUAAAAAACCUCAGGAGGAACAAUUUCUCAAAAUAUCUGCAAACCCUGCUCUUACUGGCUGUUUGCAGGUGGAUGCCUGCAGCUCAGAUCCCUGUAUGCAUGAGGGGACAUGUGAAGACUUCUACACCUCCUACCGCUGUGUGUGCGCCCAGGGAUGGACCGGCACCCACUGCGAGACCAACAUCGAUGAAUGCUUUUCCAGCCCCUGCGUUCAUGGAAACUGCACGGACAGGAUUGCCUCAUACGAGUGCAUUUGUGAACCCGGCUACACAGGGUUAAACUGUGAAGAGGACAUCGACAACUGCCGUGGCCACCAGUGUGCUAAUGGGGCCACUUGCAUAGACGGGGUUAAUGGAUAUUCGUGCCUGUGUGCUAGCAACUUCACCGGAAAACUUUGCAGGUACAGAAAAUUACCGCAUACAGUUUGUGGGAAUGAAGACAGAAAUCUUACCUGUUUCAAUUACGGCAACUGUACUGAUCUCAGCGGUGAGCUGGCGUGUGUGUGCCUGCCGGGAUUUGCUGGAGAACGGUGUGAAAAGGACAUUGAUGAGUGCAGCUCUGACCCGUGCCUAAACGGGGGCCUCUGCCAGAAUUUGCUCAACAAAUUCCACUGCCUCUGCGACGUGAACUACGCUGGGGACCGCUGUGAGAUCGAUUUGACAACUGACUUGAUCUCGAACAUAUUCACCUCCAUUGGCUCAGUAAUGCUGGCCUUGUUAUUGAUCCUCUUCUUGGCAGUUGUGGUUUCAGUCAUUGCUGCCAAUAAACGGGCGACACAAGGGACCUACAGCCCCAGCCGGCAGGAGAAGGAGGGCUCCCGCGUAGAGAUGUGGAACAUGGUGCAGCCACCGCCGAUGGAAAGACUGAUUUAG
This is a messenger RNA of Cygnus atratus (black swan), 4302 nucleotides long. RefSeq names its product crumbs cell polarity complex component 1 (gene CRB1). The coding region runs from base 1 to 4302 and encodes 1433 amino acids. Gene Ontology annotation, molecular function: calcium ion binding. Gene Ontology annotation, cellular component: plasma membrane; protein-containing complex. Lineage: Eukaryota; Metazoa; Chordata; Aves; Anseriformes; Anatidae. The transcript is spliced from 12 exons. The record is from RefSeq and is a predicted model, not a curated record. Gene Ontology annotation, biological process: establishment or maintenance of epithelial cell apical/basal polarity; heterophilic cell-cell adhesion.